AUGGGGGAGGUUGAUACAGAUCCAAUCAAGUCUGUUCGAGCAUCUGUUUUCCAUUUUGGAGAAAAAUGUAGUCAGAUCAGAAGUCGGUCAAUUAGCGACGAUGAAUCAGAAAAAGAGAGAGGUCUUGAAGUUGUACUCCAAGACUUAGCCAACUGCAAGGUUCAGCUUGAAGCCAUGGAUGUUUCUCACAAGCAAGCUCUUCUUAAUCAGAAUCAGCUUGAAAAAACGAUCAACGAGCUCUCAAUGCUCUUGAAAACCUCGGAAUUUGAAAAGGAUAUAUACAUAAACGAAUGCAAGGAAGCAAAGGUUCGUGUAUCAGAACUUGAAUCAAAAAUCCAAGAAAUGACUAAUGAGUUGGCUGAGUUAGAGUCAACACGGGCUGACCUUAUUGUAGUCAAAAAACAACUCAUGGAAGCCACGGAUGCUAAACUUGAAGGCAUGAAACAAGCUGAGGUGAUGGAAACUCAGGUAAAGUAUAUCGAGUUAUUAGAGAUUGAGGUGACUCAGAUGAAGCAGGAACUCCAAAUCAGGGGCGAGAGCGAGUUGACCAAGUUAGAAACAAUGAAAAGUGAGUUGGAAGAGAUUGGUAAUAGAGAAAGGGAAGCACAAGUCGAAAUAGCAUUGUUGAAAGCCGAGCUUCAUAAAGGGAGAUCAAAAACUGCAGCUGCAGAGGCUGCUGAAUUAAAAGCAAAAGGCGAAAAAUCCGCUGCUUAUUUUGCUCUUCAACAAAUGGCACUUGAAAAUAAAGAGGUUAAAGAUGAAAACCAAAGAUUACAAUCUGAACAUGAAGAGAUUCAGUUCCAAGAUUCAUAUUCUGAACACGAGAUCACCAUAUCAUUAGAAGAAUAUGAAACUUUGAUAGAGAAAGCUGAGGAAGCUAAAGUUAAACGACCAAUGGAGUCGGAAAAUGAACAAGAAAUGGAACAUUUGAAAAAAGAUUUAGAGAAUGCUAUGGCAAGAGUGAGCGAGUUUAGGACAAGAGCAGAACAGGCAGCAACACGGGCAGCAGUGGCUGAGCAGGCAAAGGCUGCACUUGAAGAGCAGAUAAAGGGGUUGAAAGAACAGAAGCAAAGGCGGAGGGCAGCAUUAGCCGCUCUCCGAGCAGAAUCAAUGUCAAAAUCGAGUCGCAGUUUUGAUUAUGAUGUUGAUCCUAAAACAUAUAUGCCAUUAGGCAAGUUUCUCAAAAUGAGUAUCUAG
Erigeron canadensis is the source of this 1197-nucleotide messenger RNA. Its product is annotated as filament-like plant protein 3. NCBI's taxonomy places the organism in Eukaryota, Viridiplantae, Streptophyta, Magnoliopsida, Asterales, Asteraceae. The transcript has 2 exons. The coding region runs from base 1 to 1197 and encodes 398 amino acids. The record is from RefSeq and is a predicted model, not a curated record.